AUGGACAGUCUAACAUUACUUGAUAGUUAUCAUAUGGGACUAAACCAAGAAACAAAGUGGGAAGAAAUUGGAGACUAUGAGCCACCAUAUAUACCAGAAUUAUUACCUGACUGGCAAAAAACAACGAAUCGAGGCAUGAAUUACAGGGAUAUGUAUACGGAAUUGGAUUCUAUAGGAUCCGGUGGUUUUGGACACGUGUUUGAAGUGACAGAUAAAUACAAUGGAGGCAAAUAUGCGAUUAAGAAAUGUAAAUUAGAUGUUCUGAAUGAAAAACAAAAGGAAAACAUUUUGAGAGAAACGGAUAACUUGAUUAAAUUGCGCUCAAUAUAUGUCAUUUAAUACUAUCACUCGUGGUUUGAGGGCAACUGUCUAUUCCUUCAAAUGGAUUGUUUGGCCGGAAAUUUAAUGAAAAUUUUAAAAAUUAAGAGAC
This is a messenger RNA of Medioppia subpectinata, 430 nucleotides long. The record is from the annotation of a GenBank genome assembly. Lineage: Eukaryota; Metazoa; Arthropoda; Arachnida; Sarcoptiformes; Oppiidae.